GUUCCUUCCUUCUGGGUAUAAGGCGGGACCCUCUCUGGAAUGGGUCUUAUGACCCACAGUCAAACAAGAAUCAGGAAGUACCUGUGCAGGUUUGUUACAGAAGUAUACUGCAUGAUACUGAGGUUUGGAUUAUGAUGGAACUCAUUAUCUUGUGAUCAGAGAUGAAUGAACAAUCAGAGAAAAACAAUUCCAUUCAAGAGAGACACACAGAUCAUAGUUUUCCUGAGAAGAACUGUCAAAUUGGACAGAAACAACUGCAACAAAUAGAGCGGCAGUUAAAAUGCUUGGCAUUUCAAAACCCUGGACCACAGGUAGCAGACUUUAAUCCUGAAACAAGGCAGCAGAAAAAGAAAGCCCGGAUGUCAAAGAUGAAUGAAUAUUUUUCUACAAAAUACAAAGUAAUAAGGAAGUACGAUAAAAGUGGCAGGCUCAUCUGUAAUGACGCUGACCUGUGUGAUUGUCUAGAGAAGAACUGCCUGGGCUGCUUCUAUCCAUGCCCCAAGUGUAACUCUAACAAAUGUGGGCCCGAGUGUCGCUGCAACCGACGGUGGGUUUACGAUGCCAUCGUCACCGAGUCUGGAGAGGUCAUCAGCACAUUGCCAUUUAAUGUUCCUGACUAGGUGCUCUUGCAUAUGGCCUGAUUCGUUUCUUCUUCUUACACAUUUAAGUCGACUUGUUUCUCUUGGGUGAAUUUUAGGGCUUGGGGGAAAUAUUGAGAAAACAUACUGAAGACUCAUGUUCUGUCAAGCCCCAGAACAAUGUAGAAUCGGCAAUAAUUCUGUAACCUUCUUAACUGUGUUAACAAUUUUCAAGUUCCUUAACAUGCAACCAAAGAAUGUAACAAUGGAGGGAUCAGCAUUUUUCAUCAGCACCCUCAUCUCUAUUCUGCCUUCAAAUUAAAACUCUCUUCCCUCUUUGCUGAUAUCUGAGAAAAUGUAGCUUUAAGGUUUUCAAAACUCUGUAGCUGAGAGCUUUUCUUACAUAGAACAUAGAAUCUUAAAUUUAUAAUAUCUAGUUAUCCUUAGAAUCUUAUACAUCACUAGCUGUGAAUCAGAAUUGCCAUUUGGAUUAAAAAAAAAAACUGUGACUUUGCACUGUAUACCCGUAGCCUCAUUUUUUUAUUGUUCAUGUUUUAAUAACAUUGAAAUGAAAUUUGGUAACACUUGGUAGUAUUUUUAAUCAUUAAAAUUUGUAUUGCACUUGUAAAAUUGAGAAGUUAGGAAUUUAAUAUCCUAAAAGCCAGGAGUUUGCAUAUUUUUGAUUUCAGAAGCAGUAUUUCAGGAUUUUUUUUCAUAGAGAGGAAACAAGUUAUACAAAAAUGAUUUUCUGCAUGUUUGCUAAUUGAGUGUGUUGAUAAGCAAUUGACUAGAUAAAUGAUGUGGUCUUUUCAAUUUUGAUACAUUAUCAGAGCUAUAAAAAAUUGAAUUCAGCUUUCUUUGAAUUCAUUUUUUUAUGACACUCUCUUUUUAACCCUAAGUCAGUGGUUCUCAUUCAUGAGAAUUGCCUGGAGGACUUGUCAAAACAUAGAUUUUUGUGGCCCCACACUCAGAAUCUGGGACAGGGCUCAACCAUCUGUUCCACGUUCCCAGGUGAUGUUGAUGCUGCUGAUGUGGGGACCACACUUUGAGAACCCCUUCUCUAAAUUAUUUUGGAUACAUAAUGUAAGAAAGUCUUUAAACCUCAUUGACUAUGAUACUGCCACUGCACGAAGCUGGAAGUAUUUAAAUAAAGUAAUGUAAUAAAAAUUUAAAAGUAAAUAGGAGCAUUUAAGUUUUAAAAUAAAUUUGAAAUAGUAUAAAUAGAGGGUUUUUUGUUGCUGUUGUUCUUUUUCUUUUUUUUUAGACGGAGUUUCCCUCUGUCACCCAGGCUGCAGUGCAGUAGCACGAUAUCGGUUCACCACAACCCCUGCCUCUGUGGCUCAAGCCAUUCUCGUGCCUCAGCCUCUCAAGUGGCUGGGAUUACAGGCUUGCACCACCACGCCCGGUUAAUUUUUGUAUUUUUAUUAGAGGUGGAGUUUCACCAUGUUGGCCAGGCUGGUCUCAAACUCCUGACCUCAAGUGAUCAGCCUGCCUCACCUCCCAAAUUGCUGGUAUUAGAGGUGUGAGCAACCAUGACCGGCCUUUUAUAAAUAGAGUUUUCAGGAUUUAUUUUUCCUUCAUAAUCAGUUUUUAGCAAUCACUUCUGCACAAUCUACUUGUGCCAGGGAACGUUUCUGACAAUUCUGGAUUUGGUGCUUGACGUAUGUUUUAGGACUAAAAUAAGAAAAGUCCUAAAAGUAAUGGUGUGACUACAGUACACCUGUCCAUGGAGCAAGAGAACUUACAUUCUUCUGCAUCAUUCUCCAUAGAAUUUACUGGGGUUUCCAGAUUUCACUUACUUUUGUUGAGCAUACACCAUGAACUAAACAUUGUGUUAACAUGGUAAUGAAUUGCAUUUCCUUUAACCAUCACAGCCCAGUAAGGAAGACAUAAAAUCAAAUUACCCAAAUCACAUUCUUUGAAAUGCUCACCAGGAAUGUGCAGCCCGGAAACCAGUAAAAACAAGCAGGGCCUUUUUCAAUUUAUAUCUUGUUUUAUUUUUGAGAAUAAUUAUUAUUUUGUAAUUGGCAGACCAAAUGCAUUUAUUACUUCUUCAUUUUAGAAUCCUAUAAUCUUAGGGCCAAAAAGAGCCUUGCAGCUCAUCCGUAUAGUGAAUCAGUCGACAAAUACUAACAGAGAGGCUGCUCUGUGACAGGUAGCAGGCUACGUGCAGGGGAUCAGGCAGUGAACAAAAUCUGCCGGGCUCCUGUCUUCGUGGGGUUUAUGGACUAAGGCCAAACUCUUUUUGUUUUUUGUUGUUUUUGUACCUUUGCAACUGAGGAGAUUUAGACCCAGUGAGAUUAAAUGACUCAGGUAAGGACACACAGAAGAACUACCAGCCCUGGUGUUUUGAACACUAAGACUAGGUCAGAGUUCUUUCAGUGAUGCCACAUAUUUCCUACACUGCACUCAUUAAGUGCUUUUAAUAUAAUAAACAUUCCUAAGACCCAUCCCAAACCUCAGGAAUCAGAACCUGUAGGAAUGAGACCUGGGAUUCCGUAAUUUUAAGCAAGCAUCGCAGUUAAGUCUCAUGAUCUGAUACAUCUGAGAAACACUGCCCUAUAUCAUCAGUUGUCCAAUUUUCAUGCUAAAAAAUAAUCCUAGGCAAAUUAGCAUUAAAGCCUCCUUCCUGCUGUCUCCUCUUGUCACUCAGUCUUAAGGAAUCUGGUUUAAAAUGAUCUGGCUUAAAAAGUGUGUUGAAAAAUUAUAUUGGUAAAUUUUCCAAGUAAGACAAAAAAUGAAGUAAAAAACUGCAUAAUUAACUAAGCGGACACCUAAUACUGCUAUUAUGGAAGCCUAGUAAAGCAUUUGAUGAAGUACACUUUUAGAAAUCAGGUUAUUUCAUCUUGAUAUAAUGCCAUUUCAAUGUAUUUUUUAAAAAUCUCUUGCAAUAAAUAAUUAUUACGAAAAUAAAUUUAUGUGAGUUGUCCG
This is a messenger RNA of Symphalangus syndactylus (siamang), 3509 nucleotides long. It is a transcript of the gene ARL14EPL, whose product is annotated as ARF like GTPase 14 effector protein like. NCBI's taxonomy places the organism in Eukaryota, Metazoa, Chordata, Mammalia, Primates, Hylobatidae. The record is from RefSeq and is a predicted model, not a curated record.